Messenger RNA from Brassica napus (rape), 7867 nucleotides. RefSeq names its product c-Myc-binding protein homolog. Gene Ontology annotation, molecular function: transcription coactivator activity. The record is from RefSeq and is a predicted model, not a curated record. Gene Ontology annotation, biological process: regulation of DNA-templated transcription. The transcript is spliced from 7 exons. Gene Ontology annotation, cellular component: nucleus. NCBI's taxonomy places the organism in Eukaryota, Viridiplantae, Streptophyta, Magnoliopsida, Brassicales, Brassicaceae. The coding region runs from base 1 to 309 and encodes 102 amino acids.
AUGGCCUGUCUCGUGGCUUUAUGCCCUAUCACUGAGAAAGAAGCCAAUAAAAAAGCUUUGAGGAAGUAUUUAGAGUUAGUGGAGUUCUUCACCAAAGUUCUGGUUGCUUUGUAUGAGCAGAAUGACAAGCCUUCCUCUGCUUUAGAAUUCAUCCAGCAAAAGCUAGGAAGUCCUUCAGUUUCUGAUUACAAGAAGCUUCAAUCUGAGAAGUCUGACCUUCAAAUAAAGGACAAUGAGGUUUUUGCUAAACAUCAAGGAACAUUGAGAGAGGUAUCCCGUCCUAACUUGAAUAUAAAAGUUUAUCAGUAAACCAUAUAUAAUUGAUUAGCACAUGAUUACAUGCUUAUGUAGUUUCUUAUCCAUUCUUUUUAGUUGUCUUCAGAAUUUCUAUAUGAUUGGUUGGAAUGGUAAUGGAGUAUAUAGAGUACUAAAGAUAGACCAGCUUGAUGCGUCUGAGCUUAACCUCAGUGAGGAUUUCACUGCCUAUACCAAAAAAGAAUGCAACGAGCUGCUUAAACGGAUACACAAAGAAAACAAGGCCACAGGCGGCCUCAAAUUUGUCACUCUCUGUUAUGGCAUCAUUGGUUUGUGUUCUUUUGUUUCAAGUUAUGGUCGCUGAAACAUACAUUGUUUUACUUUUACAGCGUGUUCUCACAAUUUGUUUUUUUUCUUCCCAUUUUUGUGGUCUCAGGAUUCAUUAAGUUUUUGGGACCAUACUACAUGCUGGUUAUCACUUAGAGAAGAGAGAUAGGCCAAAUUUGUGGUCACAGGGUGUAUGAAGUCUCCAAGAGUGAGAUCAUUUCUUUGCGAAAUUCUAGCGUGAUUUGCAACAUUUCAAAUUCAAGAGACGAGAACAGGUGUUUUUAUAUAUCUUUUACUAUUUUUUUCCCUUUUUUUGUCUGUCCCAAGCUUAUUGUCGAAGAAAGUUUCUGUUUUUCUUUUCUGUUUGGUGAAAAGAGAGUGAGUUACAUGUGUUCAUUUAUUAUACCCUUCCACCUUUUUAUGAACUCAAGUCAUUUAACCCUUGCGUUUCUUUAUCUGGUGUUGAUAAACAGGUACAAGAGGUUCCUGUGUAGCUCUUGUGUAUGGUGGACCUUACAAAAGACUUCUUUUUCAGCUAUUCUUUCAAUAUAAUGUGUAGUUUCCAGAAGAAUAUAUGUGUGUGAUGUGACCAUGAAAGUGGUGGUGCUCUCUAUAAGAAAAUAUUUGCUUGGAACGAGUUCUUGACUCGGGGAAUUCGAAAUCAUCUCCGGAAUACCGUGUGAACUGUAGAGCAUUGAUGUAUGGUUUCUUUAACCAGGUAAGAAUCGUAUGUUUUUCUACCCCCCACUGCCAAAGAAAAGAAAGUCUUCCCUGAAUCAAAUGCAUAUCCCUUUUCUUUUCUCACAGCAGUAGUUUUGUUAUUUGUAUACCAUUUUCUUCUGGGCUACAAUAUUGCUUCCCUAUAUCAUGUUUUGUCCACUGAAACCUGCAACCCGACCAUUUUCACAAAACAGUGCAGCUGUUUUACAGAUUUUGAGUGUUUUUAACUUGAGGUUUGAUGUUGUUUUGAUGGUAGGAUGAUACAUCCUGGAAAAGGACUUCCUUCAGAGAUACUAAGUGAUAUGUUUGAGACACGAAAUUGAUGGGUCACACCUGAUGGCUUAGGACUUAAGCUUUCACGGAAACUGCUGGAGCAGAUGAAUGGUAGUGUGAGUUUUGUUAGAGAAGACGAACGUUGUUUCUUUCAAGUGGAUCUUCAAGUUAAGACAAGGUUAGGUGUUGAGACCAGAGGAACAGAGGCUGAUUCAAGCAUACAAUAGAGAUUAUGGGUCCCAAAGGCAUAUAGAUAAUAAAAUUUGAUGAAUUGUGCUCCUUUUAUGGUCUGAAUGUGUUGUCAUUCAAAGUUUCCAUUAUUUAUUUAUCAAUAAAAUGUAUCUUAGUCAUUUAUAUAGUAGGAUGAUUAAGUAAACCAAAAAAAAGAAAAAACAAACCAUAACCCAAUUUACAGUACUUUGAGUCACUGACCAUCAUUAUCAAUUUAUCUAUCAUCAUCAUAUCUUCCUAAACUGAAUAUUUACGUUUGAACAAAAGGCAGUAAAGGGUUCGUUUGCAUGUCAGCUUCAAUGUGUGCUUUCACCGGUAAGAGGAUGAGCAACUUUGUGAAUGCUCCAUGACCAAACCCGCUUUCCUUCAUCAAAGAACAUGGAACAUGCCCAUUUUAAUUUUAUUUAAAACUAUGGAUUUAAGUUUUACAUAUUUUAACGUUAAGUCCAUUACAGCCAAACAAAAUAUUGAACAUAAACUUUGUUUUUCUUUUUCCAAACAGAGUAGAAUUUGAUUGAUCUUUAAAACACACAAAUUCAUGUGCCUUUUGCUGAAGUCGAUAGUACAAGAAAAGUGAAUUUGACAAUUCUUCACAAAAUGAAAAUUUAUUAUAAACAACUCCAACAAAACAAACAAAUCACUCCACAAUACUUCCUAUUACUUUAUCAAAGUAUUUCAAACACGUCUAAUUGUCAAUGACCCCGCGAAAGUAUUACAAACACGUCUAUUGUCAAUAAAAGCAGCUAAAUUGAAGUUUUUAAAGGUGUCAUAUAGGCAAAAAAAUUGAGAACCAACUAAUCUGCCAUGUCAUCCUGGACUGGUUUGAAAGACCAACUUUCGCAGCCCAUUAUUACUAAAUUUCGGAGCCUAUUUACACCAUUCUCAGCAUUUCAUUUUAACAGCCCAUUAUUAUUCAGAUACUAAAGACCCUAACCCAUUAUUACUCAUAUACUAAAGACCCUAAAACAUAAUCCCUAACCCAUUAAUACUAAAAGCCCUAAAACAUAUAAUUCUCUAAAAACUAAAGAUCACUCAUCCUCACUCUAGCCCUAAUCACCGACUCCAUCUCAUCGUGAUUCUCUUCCUCUUCAUCUCAUCUUCAACUUAAAUAUUAUCAUUUUUGAAUGAAAACAUUAUUAUUAUUGAAAUAUUAAUUAUUUAUCCAAAACUCUAAUAAACAAAAUAUACAAGUUGUUAAUGCACUCUAUUGUUUGCAAAGAAGCUUUUCCUAUUAUUUCCCUUUUUCAUUUAAUGCACAAAUACAAGUGUAGAUUUUUCUUUUUAUCUAGAAGAUGUUUUUUAAUUUAACAUACAAAUUAUGAACCGUUUGACUAUGUUUAUCAUAAAUUUGGUUAUAUAUAUUUUUAGUUUUAAUAUAUUCUUCAUUAUUUACAUCUUAUUAGUUUUAAACCAUACAAAAAACAUAUAUUAAUUGCAUAUUUUAAAACUUACUUUAUAUUUUAAAACGAUUAAAGUCACAAUGACCAAUUAUUUUCCAGCACCACCAAAAACUCGAAAAACCCUAUACAACCGAAAUUUUAUUUUCAUAUAUUAUUAAAUUUUAUUUGUUUAUAAUAUGUUUUAAAAAACAAACCAAAAAAAAUUGUGAUAAAGAAGGAAAGUUUUGAUAGAAUAACCAAAAUUUUUCAUUUAAUAGGUAAAAUGACCCUUAUACCCUAGAUAUAUAAAAUUUAAUUAAAAAAUAUUUAAAAACAUUAAACAAAUAAUAAUUAAGUAAUAGUCUUAGAUUAUACGUUUUCAAAAUACAAUUUAUUUAAAUAAUUUUUUUAGUUGAUUUUUAAAUUGCAAUUUUUCUCUAUUUUUGUUUUCAAUUUAUCUUUUUGUAAUUCUAGCCGAAGUUCACAACAAGUGGAGCGACAACCUCGGACCGCAACCAAUUAUCGCUAGGAUCAUUAGGAUGUGGCCCAUCACAAAUCACACAAAUAAAAAUGCUUUUCUAGGAACAACUUUCAUUUAUCUUGACAUCUAGGUUUGUCUUAAAAAUACUUACUUUUAAUUAUUCUAACAACAUUUCAAAUAAUUGCUUUUAACCACUCAACAGGACAAAAAAUGGAAUGGCGGGUGCCUAUUUCUGACACAAUGUACCAACGGUUCGAGGAAGGAAAAAUUUAUCACAUUAAAUAUUUUAAUCUUCUUCCCAAUAACCGAUGGUACAUGCUUACCGUUCAACCAUACUUAAUCAAUAUUAAUGAGACAACAACUAUAACACUGAUUCAAGAAAACAUUUCACCGAUUCCUUCAUACAUUUUCCGGCCCCAACGCUAUCCCCAGUUGAUCAGCUUAGCAAGUGCAACCAACUUCCUCCCAAAUCAAAAAAAAAACCAUACCUAUCACACAUACAAAUAAAUUCUCUAUUUUUGUCGCUAAAAACAAAUUAUUCCCCACAGAUGUUGUUGGCCGCAUAUGCCUCAUCCAAGGAAGUGAUUUAUAUAACCACAACACAUAUACAAAAAUCAUUAUUGGAUUGUGUUAAGCAAUAAAUAUAUAAUACAAUAAUUUUUUGUAGAUCCAAAUUGGUCCGUCUAACUAUAUGGGACAAUGAGGCGGCUAAUUUUAGGGAGUUAAAUCGCGUAUCUACCAAGAAAAACCAAAUCAUAAUUAUCACAAGUAUCAUUCCAAGGUUACAUGAAGGUAAUCAACUAAACAUAAAGUUUAUGUCUAACUAAAUGCUUAUAAAUAUUUCACUUUUCAGGGAAACUAUCACUCACAACCAUACCAAGAUCGCGCUUUUACUUUGACAACGACAUAGAUAUCAUACAACGCUUUCAAAAGAGAAAUAAACUGUUAUCCUAAGCCUGAUGGCAUACCUCCAAAUGUGAUCAAACCACAAGACGGAAACCGACACCAGUCAACUGUUUUAAAAUUUACACUUCAAUGCAAACAACCAUAUAUUUUUCAAACUUACUAUUGUUUAGAAAAAAGAAACUGAUCACCGCAUCGCAUUCAAACAAAAACUCUAUGGUUAAUUCUACAACGAACAAAACUUAACUUCCAAUAUUUGAUACUUAAAACUACAAAAAUUUAAAAAUUUACUUUAAUAAAACAUAUUAUCCGCGCGAAGCGCGGACCCCGGCUCUAGUCCUACUAUAUAAAAGGAGCUAAAUCCUAGCUUCCUAAGCCUUGCCACAUGAACAAAAUAAUCAGAACCAACCAUUAUGCCAUGUCAUUCCGGACUGGACUUUAAAAAAAAAAAUCAACCAUUAAAAUAUGCGAAGAGUCACGGUUUAACCUGGUUCAACUCCAGUUACAUCAUAAUAAAACAAUGCAUGCAUUGAUUGUUGAUUAUUAGUAGGGAUGUCAACAGAAGGCUUGUCCCGCGGGCCUGGCCCGUUUAAACCUGUCGCGGGGCGGGUUUGGGCCUAGGUAUUCAUGACCCGCAAAAAAGCGGGCCUUACGGGACAGGGCUUGUUCGGUUCCGGGUCCAAAGCGGUACGGCCCUCAUUAACCGCGGGACGGCCCAUAGAACCGCAUCUGGAAGCUUCGUCGAUUCCGUUACUUUCUUCACCUGAAAACGAAAAGAAAGAGAGAGUGAAAGGCAUUGGAGCUUCGACGACGACCGUGAGAAGAAACGGAGCUCCAACGAUGGCCGUUCCUGUUCGAUGUCUGACAGGCGACAGUGCUUCCGCCUUCCGGUGACCACAUCGUGCUCGAGCUGCAUCAGCAGAGCUUCUUUACAUGCAUUGGUGAUGACGAGGUUGAUGAUGGGAGGAAGAAAGUUACAAUCUUUUUCGGUACACAGACGGGAACUGCUGAAGGGUUUGCUAAAGCUUUAGGAGAAGAAGCUAAAGCAAGAUACGAGAGAUCAGAUUCAAAAUCGUUGAUUUGGACGAUUAUGAUGCUGAUGAUGAUGAGUACGAGGAGAAGUUGAAGAAAGAGGAUAUGGCUUUCUUCUUCUUAGACAGAGGAUAAUGGCUCAAGUACUUGAAGUAUGGUGUUUUUGGAUUAGGAAACAGACAAUAUGUGUUGCAGGUUGCCAAAGUUGUAGAUGACAUUCUUGUUGAACAAGGUGCACAGCGUCUUGUACAAGUUGGUCUUGGAGAUGAUGACCAGUGUAUUGACUAUUCCACAUUGGUUGAGACUUCGCUUUUCACGGACAGUAACCAGUCCAUUGUUGUUUGAUCUUCUCGUUUAUUGUUGGUAAGUUGAAGUGUGAACUUUUACUAAUUGUCUUAGCGUGAUUAUUAGGUUGAUGCUAAGUUAGACAUGCAUUUAUAAUUUCAAUAGACAACCCGUUCUGCAGCAUCAGGAAGUGUUCUGGAGCGUUAGAAAGUGUUCUGGAGCGGCCUGAAGUGCCAAGCAUGAUCGGAUACACUACAUUGACGUAUGUCCCGCGGGACAGCCCGCAAAGGAGUGUGCAUUUGGCGGUACGGGCUUGGGACGACCUUUUGGAGACCGCAACCCGCGCGGGCCUGGCCCGCCGUGACCCGCAAAGAGAUGAGCCCGCUGCGGUACGGGACGGGAUGGGACGGAUCAACCCGUUUGACAUCUCUAAUUAUUAGUCUUCUAGCUACCACAUCUUUGCCAUCCUAAAUCAAAAUCGAUUUUUACAACUUUAACUUGCCCCAUACUUAAUAUUCUUAUAGCUGGUGAACAAUUUAAUUUAGGAAAUCGUUAUAUUUCAUGUCAAAAAUGCAUACUGUAUUCAUUGAAAAUUAAAUAACAUAUAUUCUACCAUUAGGAUCAAGAACUCUAAUCUGAAGACUAUAUAUUCAUCCCCUCUCACUCUGAAAAAACCACCACCGCCAACCGUUCAAGAUUUUGUGUAAGUCAAUAUUUGAAAGUCACAAUUUUGUCAAUUUUUUGGCAUAAGUGAUAUGUUUAAGAGUUGGAUAGUUAAGUCCGUAUGCGGUUGGGGACGUGGGGUUUGGCUCACCUUCCACUGUUUAUUUUCAAUUGUUUUAAUAAUAGAUUCAUAUUGAUAAUCUGUGCGAACAAACGUAUAAGAUUUUAGUUGGUUAAGAUUAAACAUAGACCGACAAUCUUCCGUCUUUAGCUAUUGGUCUCCGCCAAAAAAAUUUGAUUUAAUAUAAUAGUUCCUGCCUGCUAAGCUACUACAAUUGUAGUUCACGUCUAUCGGUCAUAUAAAAUAUUUAGUUUUUUUUGGUUUUAUAAGAUUUUAGUUUGUAAUUAAUCUCAUGGUUCGAUUUUAUCCAUUGAGACCUUUUUCACUAUGUUUUAUUAUCAAACCAUUUCACUUUGCCUAACAUUUAAAUAUUCUUUCCUUUGUUUAAGGAUUGAUUGUUCCUCAAUACCAUGGUCAAACCAACCGCCAAAGAUCUUCCGCUUAUGGGAGGUAUUUUGAAUUUACAAGUGCAUUUUUGAAUCAAAAACAUUAUUAGUAUUGAUAUAUUAAUUUAAUACUUUAAUCAAAAUCUUUAAUAAAACAAAUAUAAAAUACAAAUUAUGUUUUAUAUAUAUAUAUAUAUAUUUAUAUUUUUGACUAUUUACAUCUUAUUAAAUUUGAAGUGCACAAAAAAAAGAAAAGUUACAUCUUAUCUGAUAAGAUUCCAAAUAUAUAAAUACAAUGCUACGUUUUGAUUUUUGUUUAUUGCUACGAAACGUUUUAAAAACUUGGGAAAAGGUAAAAAUACAGACGAUAUGACCGACCACUUCUUUUCUCCUGGUUUGCAAGAAUCUAAUUGAGUUGCUUAAUAUUUGUUCCAAAUUAAUAUAUAGUCCCAUCAGAAUCAUAAAUUAAUAAUCUAUCUCUAUAUAAUUUUAUAUAAGUACUAAAUAAAGAUAUUUUUGUUCAUUUUAUAGUUACAAAACUUAUCUAAUAAAACAAAUAUAAACAUUAUUAGUAAAAUAUAAAAAACCACAAUUAGUUCUUAAUAAAAAAAUCAUGCUCCCAACUGUAUCAACAGAUUCGUCAUUCACCCCUAGAAGACACAUAUAGGAAUAAUUAAAUACUUUGGCAAAAAAAAAACAUUUUUGUGAUGAAGAUUCUUAGAUGAUGAUCGUUUUCUAUACAAACAUGCGGCACCUCUACACCAUUGUUUUAAUCCCAGGAAAACACGUAGAAAUCCAUUAACACAAAUAU